AUGAGGAGAGGGUCAGCGAAUGCGCUGAGGGAGCAAGAUGACGAAAGGUUCGAGGCGAGAAUAGAUAGGCUUGAGAAAGCACUCUUGAGUGCAAUCGAGAAGGCCAACCCGCCAGCCUCACGAGAGAAAGAGAAAACUCCGGGUCCAGGAGAAGCUCCAACCCAGCAAUACUAUGGCCCUCAAGAGGGGGAUUACCAUGCCCAGGUGAAUUCGAUGGGGAGUUGGAAUCAAGGGAAACAGAAGGAUGCACCAUGGCAAACCCAUCCCAAUUUUAGAUGGUCUGAUAAUGACCCGACCCAGCCACCUCCACAACAGAACACCCAGUGUACACACCAACCAGAAAGGCAGACUAACUGGUCUGGGAGAAAUCAGGAAGGGCAGAACAACUGGAACAACCGAUAUCAUAGCGAUCAUUCUAAUUGGGGGAACAGGAAUCAAAACCACCAAAGGAGCUCUUAUGUGCCGCCACAACAGAGGAACUAUCCAGGAAAUUAUCAGAAUUCCCAACCCUAUUAUCAGGAGAACCAAGGGCUAGGAAAUCUGUUCAACAACAGUUCAGGAGGUCAGGAAAACUUUCGCCAGAACCAAGGGAGUGUACCAAACCUGGGUUCAGGACCAAAUCCCAGUCAACUCAAUCCCGGUUCAGGACCAAACCUAGUGCAUGAUUUAGUCAGUUCUCAACAGCAUAUGCAGAAUAACAUGCAAUCCAACAUUAACGUGGUGCAUAAACUUCGGACGCUCAGUUGGAGCAGAAGGCAGCGAUGGACAUGUUGGCAAAGCAAUUGUCCUAGAUCGCAAACUCCUUGA
Salvia splendens (bonfire salvia) is the source of this 807-nucleotide messenger RNA. Its product is annotated as bifunctional endo-1,4-beta-xylanase XylA-like. NCBI's taxonomy places the organism in Eukaryota, Viridiplantae, Streptophyta, Magnoliopsida, Lamiales, Lamiaceae. The record is from RefSeq and is a predicted model, not a curated record. The transcript has a single exon. The coding region runs from base 1 to 807 and encodes 268 amino acids.